AAAAGAGACCAAAUUAGGCUUCUAAAGAAAACAUAUCUCCUGGGAGUAACAUCAUCGUGAAAUCUAAGGUUGAGGCCUUUCAGAGAUAAUGACAACAACUACGUCUUCUUCGUCCACCUAUGAAUAUCCUGAAGACUAUCCUGAUGAUGGGUGCAGCAAGGCUGAUGUCAUUGAGUUUGGUGCCAUCGCCACUCCCAUCAUCUUCUCUCUAGUGACGCUCCUUAGCCUCUUUGGGAAUCUACUGGUGCUCUUGAUCUUGAUCAAGUACGAGAAUCUCAAGUCCAUGACUAACGGCUUCAUCUUCAAUUUGGCCCUAUCAGAUCUCAUGUUCACCCUUGGAUUACCUUUCUGGGCAUACUAUCAUCAUGUUGACCAAUGGACACUCGGAGAAGUGACCUGUAAGGUGGUCAAUUUCGUUUUUUAUGCUGGAUUUUACAGUAGUGUCUUGUUUUUGACGGUGAUGUCACUGCAAAGGUACAGAGCAGUAGUGUAUCCCUUAUCUGACCGUGGUGAAAAUCGCACACGUUUUGCAGUUGCUUUGUCAAUCGUUGUGUGGGUACUCAGCUUUGCGGCAGCCUUGCCUGCAACAUUACGGAGCAAUGUCCAGGUGCACUUCAAUACCGCUCACUGCCAGUACGAUGACUUGGAUUUUAAAAAAGCAGGAGAAUAUCAACAAAAUAUAUUUUUCUUCAUUGCCUUUGUUAUCAUCUGCUUUUGUUACACCAGGAUACUUCAAACAGUUCUGAAGUCCCCAGCAAGUAAGAGAAUUAGGACAGUGAAGCUCAUUUUUGUUAUUGUGGUGGUGUUUUUGGUGGGGUGGGCGCCGUACAACAUUGUUAUAUUCCUAAGGUCUUUCUCUCAUUUGCACCCAUUUGAUGAUUGCAAUGUGAGCAUUCACCUGGAUUAUGCCUUCUACAUAUGUCGGCUAAUGGCCUUCUCACACUGUUGCCUUAAUCCUGUGUUCUACGCCUUUGUUGGAGUAAAGUUCAGAAAACACUUGAAAGCGAUCAUUCAUAAGAUCUCACCACCACCUCAGGCAAGUUUGGAGUCUCAGCGCACAAGGAUGGUAGUUAUGCCGUCGAUGGGGUCCAUGUACUGAUUAAUAUGGCCUCAAAUUCCUUAUUUGGAGUACCUGCUCCAGGCCCUUCAGUGAUUCACAACAACCGCAAGGUAUAUCAGUACAUCAUUGGGCCCAUCCAGCCCAAUCCAAGACCCUAGCCAUAGAGUCGACAUUGGGGGGGUACAGAU
Molecule: messenger RNA, 1248 nt
Organism: Alosa alosa (allis shad)
Lineage: Eukaryota; Metazoa; Chordata; Actinopteri; Clupeiformes; Clupeidae
Product: chemokine XC receptor 1-like
Exons: 2
Coding region: 89-1099 (336 amino acids)
Biological process (GO): immune response; G protein-coupled receptor signaling pathway; chemotaxis
Cellular component (GO): membrane
Molecular function (GO): chemokine receptor activity
Source: RefSeq, a predicted model, not a curated record